Arabidopsis arenosa is the source of this 3046-nucleotide messenger RNA. NCBI's taxonomy places the organism in Eukaryota, Viridiplantae, Streptophyta, Magnoliopsida, Brassicales, Brassicaceae. The record is from the annotation of a GenBank genome assembly.
GAAUUUGGUUUAUGCAGAUCCACAGUGCCUGAGGAUUGUUUCUUCUAUCAUCAUUCUCGGAAUUUUGUUGGAGGGUCUAAUUAUAAAGGGGACCAGAAUGAAUGAACUCCGAGGCAGAAAGGCUCAAAAGAUUGAAAGUCCAGUUCCAGGAUGCUUAGGGAAGAUGGUAAACCUAUUUGAUCUUGGAACAGCUGUUAAUGGGAACAAGUUGCUUACAGAUAAACCACAUCUUCAUGGAUCUUCUCUGUCAAGAAGUCGAUCUGAUGUGACUCGAAUGCCAAGCCCUUCUUAUAAAGGCCAUUCAGAAGCUGAAUUGAUUAUGUCUGAUUUGAGGAGAAGUGCUUCUAGCAAAGUAACUGGUACACCGAUGAAGAAACUCAUUGCUCGAGAAAUGUCAAAAGAAGUAGAACAUAAACAGAGCCCAACUAAUGUGGUUGCUAAGUUGAUGGGUUUGGAAACACUUCCCCAGACAUAUCCUGAGACGGCUACACAGCGAAGCAAAUCCAGAAGCAAUUCACACUCUUCUCUGAAUCAUUCGGUGACUUCUAUAGAUAAUGAGGUCCAAAAGUAUCAGGAGUUCAGUAGGGAAUUUAAAGAUGUGUAUGAAACGUGGCAGUCGCCUCAGAAAAUGAGUCGGUCAAGGGAUAGCUCGCCUAGAAAAGGAAGAUAUGAUGAAAGUACGACUGAAAAACAAAUGGCUCUUGUUCGUCAAAAGUUCUCAGAAGCAAAACGCCUUGUAACAGAUGACAAUCUUCACCAAUCCAAAGAGUUCCAAGAUGCACUUGAAGUUUUAAGCUCCAACAAGGAUUUAUUUGUUCAAUUUCUCCAGGAAUCAAAUUCAUUCUCUCAGCAGAAUCUUUCUGACUUUCACCAUGUUCCUCCUCAUUCAGAGGCGAAGCGAAUCACAGUAUUGAGACCUUCAAAGGCUGUUGAAACUGAAAAAUUUGUGGUUCAAGGCAGGAAGAACAAGCAGGUUAAGAAAUUGGCUUCAUCAAGUCAAGAAACUGGAUGGGGGAACCGUGAUCUGGGUUACCCGUCAUCUUAUGUCAACCGGGGAACCGAGGACCACACUGUACAGCCAACCCGAAUUGUCGUCUUGAAGCCUAGUCUAGGAAAAUCUCUAGAUAUUAAGGCUGUUUCUUCAUCCCAAUCCUCUCCAAGGGGUUUACACGGUGGGGGAUAUUUUGAUGAGCCUGGAGAUGUUGAGACUAAAGAAGUUGCAAAGGAAAUCACUCGUCAAGUGCGCGAAAAUUUAAUGGGUCACCACAGGAACGAGACUCAGUCUUCUUCUGUCCUAUCCAAUGGUUAUAUCGGUGAUGACAGUUCUUUUAACAAGUCUGAUAACGAAGAUCUAGUGGGAAAUCUUAGCGACUCUGAGAUCAUGUCACCAGCAUCUAGGCAUUCUUGGGACUGUCCAAAUAGGUUUGAAAGUCUUUUCUCUCCUUCCUCUUUCAGCAGAGCUUCAUUUUCUCCAGAGUCGUCUGUCUGCAGAGAGGCGAAGAAGCGACUUUCUGAAAGAUGGGCGUUGAUGUCAGUAACGGGAAGAACUCAACCGCUUAAACAUGUUUCAAGAACCUCAAGCACCUUAGGGGAAAUGCUUGCACUAACAGAGACCAAAGUGACAACUGAAUCCGAGGAAGGGAGCAAUGAAAUAGCACCAGCCACGAGGGUAUCAACAUCAUGCAUAACUAGUGAUCUGAGUCAAGUGGAAAUGGCAAGUGAUUCUCUGAAUAUUCUUGCAAGGUCAAAAUCAGUCUCUGACGUUAGACUCAACGGAGAAACAUCUGUUUUGGGAACUUCCAAAGCACAGGCUUCACGAGAGUUGACUAAGACGGGAAGCCUGAAAUCGUCAUGGAAAGUCUCGAAUUUGUUCUUCUUUAAGAAUAAUAAAGCAAGCAAGGAGAAAAAAGGUGCAUCUCAAUGCAGCAGUAUGUCUCAUUUAGCAACGCCUUCUCCUGCAACUCUUACCGGACAAACCAGCGAAGGUUGUUUGUUUCCUAGAGAUUGUCUCCCUCCUGAUGCAUCAGAACAACAAAGCAUAAUCCCAGGCGAGGAGGAAGUGACUACACCGAAGCCCCUAGCAACUGGGAAUUCAAGUGAAAACCAGGACCAGCCGAGUCCAAUUUCGGUUUUGUUUCCACCAUUUGAAGAGGAAGGUGUCAGUAUUCCAGAAUGUUCUGGGUCAACCAAGCAUUGGACAUCUCAAGGAGAGGAAGUGGCUUUUAAAUCUAAUCUAAUCGACAAAUCACCACCAAUCGGGUCAAUUGCUCGGAUCCUCUCAUGGGAUGAUGACUCUUGCACAGAAAACAUGUCUAAACCUACAAUGGGAGUCCAUGAGGAUGAAGACUGGUAUCUUUUCAUAGAAACGAUCUUGACAGCUGCUGGUUUCAGCAGUGGUUGCACGGUUUCUCAUGACCCCCUCAUGUCACGAUGGCACUUGCCAAACAGUCCCUUAGACUCUUCACUCAGAGACAAAUACACCAACCCAGAUAACAACAACAUCAAGGAGUUCAUCCACGAAGGCAAACGCAGACAACAGCGAUCAACUCGUAAGCUCAUUUUCGACCGCAUCAACUCCAUCAUUUUAGAAACAACGACUACGCUCCGGGGCAAUGGUUCUCCGCAUUUCGACCUGGUGGAGCAUGUGUGGGCCCACUUAAAGGACUGGGUUUUAGAUGAGCCUAGCAAGCGUGACUCAGGAGAGGACAUGGAUGCCAACAGUUUGGCUGCAGAGAGUCUUGUGAAGGACGAGAUAGUCGGGAGGACAUGGACUCAUAGCUUGCAAGUUGAAAUAGACGACUUUGGGAUUGAAAUUGAAAAGAGAUUGUUGCAAGAGCUAGUAGAGGAAGCCGUUAUCGAUCUUACUCGAUGAGAUGAGACAAGAGCAACAAUAUAUACUACGUUGAAUAAAAAUGUAAGAUAGUGUUAAGUUUAUUUUUUUGUCUAUGGGAAGAUUUGUGUCUCGAUUUUUUUGUAAUGAUUGAGAGAGAAAACAAAAUGCUGUGUAGCCAUUGUUGAAGCAGAGCAAUAAGCAGUUGUUCCCAUU